Messenger RNA from Endocarpon pusillum Z07020, 1371 nucleotides. RefSeq names its product Inosine-5'-monophosphate dehydrogenase. NCBI's taxonomy places the organism in Eukaryota, Fungi, Ascomycota, Eurotiomycetes, Verrucariales, Verrucariaceae. Gene Ontology annotation, biological process: GTP biosynthetic process. Gene Ontology annotation, molecular function: IMP dehydrogenase activity. The transcript has 2 exons. Gene Ontology annotation, cellular component: cytoplasm. The coding region runs from base 1 to 1371 and encodes 456 amino acids. The record is from RefSeq and is a predicted model, not a curated record.
AUGGACACCGUUACGGAGCACACAAUGGCGAUAUAUAUGGCGCUUCUUGGAGGUCUGGGUAUCAUACACCACAAUUGCUCAAUCGAGGAACAGGCCGACAUGGUCAAGAAAGUCAAAAGAUACGAGAAUGGCUUCAUUCUGGACCCGGUGGUUCUGUCCCCGGAUACCACUGUUGGUGAAGCCAAAGAGCUCAAGGAGAAAUGGGGGUUUGGCGGGUUUCCGGUCACUGAGAAUGGUACGCUCAAAUCAAGGCUUAUCGGCAUGAUCACCACCCGCGAUAUCCAAUUCCAUCCUUCCUCGAAUGACCCCGUCUCCGAAGUGAUGUCGAAGGAUCUCGUCACAGCCCCUGCUGGCACGACUCUUCUGGAGGCCAAUGAAUUGCUGCGAAGGUCAAAGAAAGGCAAAUUACCAAUGGUAGACGAAAAUGAAAACCUCGUUGCGCUUCUAUCACGGUCAGAUCUAAUGAAGAAUUUAAAUUAUCCUCUCGCCUCCAAAUUGCCCCAUUCCAAACAGCUUAUCUGUGCUGCUGCCAUCGGAACUCGCCCAGAUGACAAGCGUAGACUACAGGCGCUGGUUGAUGCUGGUCUUGACAUUGUCGUUCUUGAUAGUAGUCAGGGUAACAGUAUCUAUCAGAUUGAGAUGAUCAAGUACAUCAAGAGGACGCACCCGAACCUCGAGGUCAUCGCAGGCAAUGUCGUCACACGGGACCAAGCGGCCCCUCUUAUAGCUGCAGGUGCUGACGGUCUUCGCAUCGGUAUGGGUAGCGGAAGUGCGUGCAUUACUCAAGAGGUCAUGGCAGUAGGUCGACCACAAGCAACCUCUGUUUACCGCGUAUCCGAGUUUGCAGCAAGGUUCGGCGUCCCAUGUAUUGCCGAUGGCGGAAUUCAGAACGUUGGUCAUAUUGUAAAGGGCCUCGCGAUGGGAGCGUCAACCGUAAUGAUGGGAGGUUUGUUGGCUGGAACUACAGAAUCGCCUGGCGACUACUUCGUCAGUAGGGAAGGAAAACUGGUCAAAGCCUACCGCGGCAUGGGCAGUAUUGACGCAAUGGAAGACAAAAAAGCAGGUGCUGGAGCCAAGAACACGAAAGCGAGCAAUGCCGGCACGGCUCGCUAUUUCUCUGAAGGAGACCGUUUACUUGUUGCGCAAGGGGUAUCAGGAUCUGUUCUCGAUCGAGGCUCUGUUAACAAGUUUGUCCCAUAUCUCCUUGCUGGCCUUCAGCACUCUAUGCAGGACAUUGGUGUGAAGAGCCUUGUGGAACUCCGAGAAGGGGUACAGAAUGGCAAUGUCAGAUUUGACCUGAGGACGGCCAGUGCCCAGGCCGAAGGUAACGUGCAUGGUCUACACAGCUUCGACAAGAAACUAUACUCGUGA